AUGGAUCCCAUUGUUGAUGGCUUAAAUGCAGCUCAACGUGAAGCCGUCACGUCGCCAAAUUCAAUUUUACAAGUACUGGCACCACCAGGCUCCGGCAAGACCAAGACCUUAACAGCACGCGUCGCGUACUUACUCUCCCACCAUGGAUAUCUACCUCAAGAUGUCAUUUGCUGCACGUUCACCAUCAAGGCAAGCCGAGAGAUGCGCGUGCGUCUAGCGGCUUUGAUUGGGAAACAAUUGGAGAGCAGACUUAUCCUAGGGACUUUUCAUUCGAUUUGUCGGCGGUAUCUGGUCAAAUACGGCUAUCUGAUUGGGCUAAGGAAGGGAUUCGGUAUCGCAGAUUCGGACGAUAGUCGGGGUAUUCUUCGUCGAAUUAUCAAACGCCUGAAUUCUGUCAUCGAGGUGAAGGCUGCCCUAGGGCGGAUAUCACGCCAUAAAGCUCAUGGAAUUUCUCCAGAUGCCCUGGCUGAGACAGCCAAGGCUGAAGAAAUGGAACUGGUAGAUAUCUACCGCCAAUAUGAAGCAGCACUCGCAGCAUCGAAUCUCGUGGAUUACGAUGAUCUCUUACUUCGGUGUGGAGAUCUUCUCAGAGCACACCCAGACUGUGUAUCUAACGUUCAGGCUGUCCUGGUGGACGAGUUCCAAGAUACGAACAUCAUCCAGUAUGAGUUGAUGAACCUCUUUGCUUCAAAGAACCGGCGCAUCACAAUCGUUGGUGAUCCCGAUCAGAGUAUAUACGGAUUCCGCUCUGCGGAGAUUCAAAAUCUCAAGCGUAUGCAGCGGCGAUAUACACACACGUCUGUUGUGCUCCUCGAAUCAAAUUAUCGCUCUUCAGCAUCUAUUUUGAAUUCAGCUCAGGAAGUAAUUGAGCAGGAUACCACGCGUCCCGCCAAAAAGUUACAGGCUACUCAUACUUUUGGGACUAUGCCUGUAUUGAGAAAACUCCCCACAGUGACUGCAGAAGCAAACUGGAUGGUCUUGGAAAUCAAGCGCUGCAUUGCAAUGAUGGGUGGUGUCUUGAAAAUGUCCGAUUUCGCAGUGCUACUGAGAUCGACCUCGUUAUCGACACGAAUUGAAACGGCGUUCGGCCGAGCCGGUAUCCCCUACAAAAUGGUUGGCGGGCGAAAAUUCUUUGAUCGUACAGAGGUCAAGACCUUGGUCAACUAUUUGAGGGUGGUCAGCCAUGCUGAAAACACUGAUGCUCUGCUCGCCAUCAUCAAUGUUCCCCCACGACGGGUGGGCGAUGAAACAAUCAGACAGCUGACCAGCGGUGCGGAAAAGGCCAAGAUUCCCCUGUGGGCGUACAUCAAAGAUGUAAUACAAGGGCGCCGGUCUACAGAAAAGAAGUUACAGAAGGCUGCAGAGCAAGGGCUUUGUUCUUUAAUGAAGCUGAUUGAGGCGGCGAAGCUAAAAUUACAAGAGUGCCAGGAUGCCUCAGCGCCACGCAUUCUCCUAGAGUAUGUCACCGACAGUCUCUCGUUCCAAGAAUACCUCAUUAGAACCUAUCCGCUGGAUGAAGAUGGUCGCUGGGCGAACGUCAAGGAACUGAUGGGGCAAGCGAAUGAAAGCGCACUCUCUGGUGAGGAGGCAGACCAAGAGAAUGAUCUGCCCGAGAUUGAAGGCAUCGAGCAGCAAGAGACGCAUGCCGGUGAGGAAUCUCUGUCUCGAUUCCUGGCCAAUGUUGCCCUAGCCACCGAGGCCACAACAAAUGAAGAGGGUGAGCAGAUAACUGAGAAAAUCACAAUCUCCACCAUUCACGCAGCCAAAGGUCUGGAGUGGCCUGUAGUCUUCAUCCCAGCCGUGUACAAUGGAAGCAUCCCUCACUCGCGAGCAGAGGUGGUUGACGAAGAAAGGCGAUUACUGUAUGUUGCGAUGACCCGAGCGCAGGCCUUGUUGUAUCUAAGCCUUCCUCUGCGCCAGCCAAGGAUGGGCGAGGGCGAGGAUUCGUCAACCACCUUGACUCCAUUUCUUCCUUCAAAGCUAAUCAAAACCCGUUUUCGCCCUGUGGGCCCUCAAUUUCACGAAAAUGUUGUCUACUCAAUCUCUGAUAUCUUACGGCGGCCGCGGCCCUCUCCAGAUGACAUGUACAAAUCACUUAGUUCUCUUCCAUCAACCCUCGAUGAUCAAUGGACACCCGAGGGUGAGGAGAAACGCGACCCGGAGUCUGAAUGGAAAAGACCUGACAACCCGUCUGGUGAGCCAUGGCCUAAGCGACGUCGAUCUGAUAAUCAUCAGCCAAUGACGACGACCUAUCUCGCAAGCGGUGCUCUUAGUACGGGCAACACGUCAAACUUCAUAACGCCUACGACAAUCUCCACAGGCUUUACAUCUGCGCGCGAUUUUGUAGCUACAGCAGCAAGCAACCAGCCUACGGUUAUCGAUCUAACCUCCAAUGUAGCUAACGAACCAGCCCAAGCCCCAGCCACAAAGGCGAAAGGCUCCAAUCACAAAGACGGGUUGACGCAGGCUAGCAUUUCCAACUUCUUCAGUGGACCAGGAGCCUCCCAGAAGCGAACGCCCAUGUCAACUAUUGAUCCUGCAAGUCAACUAGUGCGAACCAGCCAUCUAACCCACCCCCCAAGACUACAUUCAGGAGCGCAAGUGGUUUCACCAGCGCUAAUCUCUCACCGUCUUCAACCUCGGCCACUUCGCCCAUCACGACCAAACCUAGAGCCCACCGAGCCAAGCAAUUACUCGUGGAUGGCCGCGCCGUCGCAACCGGCCGUGAAACCCGCCCGUAUGCUACAAGCAAAAGAAAACAGCUCAGAAGCACGGGCCGAGACGGAAGACGUGAAACAUAACAGCUCCACCUAUCUGCCAUCUACGACGUUCCACAAGACCACUAUGUCUAUGGUCCAACAGCAACCGCCGGUGCGUCGGACGUUAGGGAUUCGUCGGAGCAUGAAUGGAUGGCAGGACCGGAUGAAGCGGGAGGGAGAUGGUCCAGCUCGCUGA
Messenger RNA from Penicillium taxi, 2955 nucleotides. Its product is annotated as ATP-dependent helicase. Lineage: Eukaryota; Fungi; Ascomycota; Eurotiomycetes; Eurotiales; Aspergillaceae. The coding region runs from base 1 to 2955 and encodes 984 amino acids. The record is from RefSeq and is a predicted model, not a curated record. The transcript is spliced from 2 exons. Gene Ontology annotation, biological process: recombinational repair. Gene Ontology annotation, molecular function: DNA binding; ATP binding; 3'-5' DNA helicase activity. Gene Ontology annotation, cellular component: nucleus.